Molecule: messenger RNA, 5525 nt
Organism: Hypanus sabinus (Atlantic stingray)
Lineage: Eukaryota; Metazoa; Chordata; Chondrichthyes; Myliobatiformes; Dasyatidae
Product: 1-phosphatidylinositol 4,5-bisphosphate phosphodiesterase gamma-1-like
Exons: 32
Coding region: 509-4405 (1298 amino acids)
Biological process (GO): phosphatidylinositol-mediated signaling; positive regulation of epithelial cell migration; phospholipid catabolic process
Molecular function (GO): protein binding; phosphatidylinositol-4,5-bisphosphate phospholipase C activity; calcium ion binding
Source: RefSeq, a predicted model, not a curated record
UCCGGCUAUAUGUGUUUAGGCUAUUUCCUCUGGGUUCGGCUCUGCCUUUCCACCGUGUCGAUUUCACGUGGACUUAUAACUGACGAAAAAAAAGGUUGGGGGGGGGGGGGUGGUGGUAUUUGUUUUUGUGCAUCUAUAAUUUCCAGCAGUACUCAGCCAUCUUCCGUGCGUAACCACGGAUUUGACAGAAACGGGAAAAAAAAGGUUCAGACAUCCAGGCAAGGAUCCAACGCCGCAGCACUGGAACAAUUUCAUUGGAUUUUUUUUUUUGGUGCACGUUUGAUUUUAUGAAUAUACAUUAGUAGUGUGGGUGGGGUGGACCCCACUAUCUGCUUCCUCACCCUGGUCAACUGGAGCAGAGUUUACCGCGGCAAUUAAAGGCAAGUAAGUGGAAGGGGAGUUCAGAAUCCUAAGCAUAAACCUGUUCCUGUUGUUUUCGAUCAAGCAGCUCGGGUUUGUUCACUUUUCCCAGAUUUCUAAUAAUAAUAUUUUGGAUGAUGCUGUGAAGAUGUCAGUGCCCAUAGUCGGUUUUCCAAAUGGAUUUUUGCUGGAAGAUUGGAGGAUGGAGGCUGAAGUUAGCAGGAUCACCCGGAACUUGGAAAUGGGAACUGUCAUGACUAUAUAUUAUCAGAAAAAAUCUCAACGACCGGAGAGGAAAACUUUUCAGGUUAAACUGGAAACUAGACAGAUCACCUGGUGCAGGACGUGCGAAAAGACCGAAGGGGAGAUUGACAUACGGGAAAUUAAGGAAAUUCGACCUGGGAAGAACUCAAGAGAUUUUGAGCGUUAUCCAGAUGAAGCACGGAAACUGGAUAGCAACCUGUGUUUUGUCAUUCUCUAUGGAAUGGAAUUCAGACUGAAAACACUAAGCGUUUCAGCAUUCAAUGAAGAUGACACCAAUAUGUGGAUAACUGGUUUGAACUGGCUGGUGCAGGACACUCAGAAGUCCCCCACACCUCUCCAGGUAGAAAGGUGGCUCAGGAAGCAGUUCAACAUGAUGGACAGGAACAAAGAAAACAGUAUCACUGUGAAGGAUCUAAAGACCAUGCUUCCUCAAGUCAACUAUAGAGUUCCAAAUAUGCGGUUCCUGAGAGACAAGUUGUUGGAACUGGACACGAGGAUGGAUAUAAACUAUGCACACUUUGUUCAAUUCUACAGAAACCUGAUGUUUGAUGCACAAAAAUCAGUAAUUGAGCAGCUGGAGCUGUCUUUUCCUCUAAGGAAUAUGGAGAGGCCUGAACUCUGCCAAAUAACACUGUUUGAUUUCCAGAAGUUUUUGCAAUAUGAUCAAAAGGAAAGUUGGGCAAAUGACACUAACAAAGUUCGAGAAUGCAUCUUUAAUUAUUUUAAAGACCCUUUACGGGAGACUUCAGACCCUGUUUUACAACUUGAUGAGUUCUUGGCAUAUCUGUUCUCUAAAGAGAACAUGAUCUUGGACUCCAGGUUUGAACGAGUGGCUCCUGAGGAAAUGAACCACCCUCUUUCUAACUACUGGAUCUCCUCCUCGCACAACACGUAUCUGACCGGAGACCAGUUUUCCAGUGAGUCGUCAUUAGAAGCCUAUGCCCGAUGCUUGAGGAUGGGAUGCCGCUGUAUAGAACUGGACUGCUGGGACGGCCCAGAUGACCUGCCAAUUAUUUAUCAUGGGCACACACUUACCUCCAAAAUCAAAUUCUUGGAUGUACUUUAUACAAUAAAGGAGCAUGCCUUCGUUACCUCAGAGUAUCCCAUAAUCCUCUCUAUUGAAGACCAUUGCAGUGUUGUGCAGCAGCGAAAUAUGGCAUCUUACUUCAAGAAGGUUUUUGGGGACAUGUUGUUGACCAAACCUGUGGACAUCAACGCAGAUGAACUUCCAUCACCCAAUCAGCUGAAGAAGAAAAUCCUGAUAAAGCACAAGAAGCUGGUGGAAGGUAACCUAUACGAAGAGGUUUCAUCAACCAGCUAUUCAGAAAAUGACAUCAGCAACUCCAUUAAAAAUGGAAUCCUGUAUUUGGAGGAUCCCAUUGAUCAUAAUUGGAGUCCUCAUUACUUUGUCCUGACUAGUAAUAAGAUCUAUUACUCUGAGGAAACAUCCAGGUAUCAGAACAAUGAGGAUGAGGAGGAAGAAGAACAGAAAGAGGAAUUCAACAACAAUGAUUUGCACUUCAGUGAAAAGUGGUUUCAUGGAAAACUUGGUGGAGGGCGAGAUGGUCGUCAGAUAGCGGAGAAGCUUCUCCAUGAGUACUGCACAGAGACUGGAGGAAAAGACGGCACCUUCCUUGUCCGGGAGAGUGAAACAUUUGUGGGAGACUAUACCCUGUCUUUCUGGAGAUCAGGACGGGUUCAGCAUUGCCGUAUCCACUCACGACAAGAAGCUGGCACAACAAAGUUCUACCUGACUGACAAUCUGGUCUUUGACAGUCUUUAUACACUGAUCAGUCAUUACCGGGAGGUUCCACUGCGUUGUAAUGAAUUUGAAAUGAGAUUGACUGACCCAGUACCACAGCCAAAUGCUCAUGAAAGUAAAGAGUGGUACCAUGCCAACUUAACGCGGUUACAGGCUGAGCACAUGUUAAUGAGAGUGCCACGGGAUGGAGCCUUCCUGGUCCGAAUGAGGAACGAGCCCACCUCUUACGCUAUAUCAUUCCGGGCAGAGGGAAAAAUUAAACACUGCCGUAUCCAGCAGGAGGGACGCCUUUUCAUGCUGGGAAGCUCUGCAGAAUUUGAGAGCCUGGUUGACUUGGUGAAUUAUUAUGAAAAGCACUCUCUGUACCGGAAAAUGAAACUGCGAUAUCCAAUCAAUGAGGAAACGUUGGAGAAGAUGGGCACAACAGAACUGGACUAUGGAGCCUUGUACGAAAUGCGGACACCUCAUUUUUAUGUUGAAGCAAAUAAGAUGCCUACAGCAAGGUGCACAGUUAAAGCUCUGUACGACUACAAAGCCCAGCGGGAGGAUGAGUUGUCCUUCUGCAAGCAGGCCAUUAUUCACAAUGUCGACAAGCAGGAAGGUGGAUGGUGGCGAGGGGAUUAUGGAGGCAAAAAGCAGCUGUGGUUUCCAGCAAAUUACGUGGAAGAGAUAACAAAUACUCCAGUAGCUGAGCAGGAUGAAGCGUCUGUGGAAAACAGCCCAUUGGGAAGUUUCCUCAAAGGAUUUAUUGAUGUUCCAACAUGCUACAUUGUAAUUCAGAAGGAAGGGAAGGGAAGCAAGCAGCAUGUGUUCACGAUCAACUCCCAACAAAUGUCCCACCCUGCACAGCUGCUGGACGUGGCUGCAGAUAGUCAAGAGGACCUGAAUGACUGGGUUGCCAAGAUCCGCGAAGCGGCACAGAAUGCAGAUGCGAGGAUGCAGGAAGGAAAAAUAAUGGAGAGGCGAAAGAAGAUUGCACUGGAGUUGUCGGAGCUGGUCGUCUAUUGCCGCCCGGUCCCUUUUGAUGAAGAAAAGAUUGGAACAGACAAAGCCUGUUACAGAGACAUGUCGUCCUUCCCUGAAACAAAGGCAGAGAAAUACGCCAACAAAAGUAAAGGCAAGAAGUUCCUUCAGUACAACCACCGGCAACUGAGCCGUGUAUACCCCAGGGGACAACGUCUGGAUUCUUCCAACUAUGACCCAUUGCCCAUGUGGAUCUGCGGCAGCCAACUGGUGGCCCUCAACUUCCAGACACCAGACAAACCAAUGCAGUUGAACCAGGCUAUCUUCACCAUGAAUGGGAGAUGUGGGUACGUGUUGCAUCCUGAUAUCAUGAGGGAUGAAAACUUUGAUCCCUUUGACAAAAGUACUCUCAAGGGUGUGGAACCAAUCACCAUACAGCUUCAGAUCUUGGGAGCACGACACUUGCCCAAGAACGGGAGGAGUAUCGUUUGUCCAUUUGUUGAGGUGGAGGUUUGUGGAGCUGAGUAUGACAACAGCAAAUACAAGACUGAGGUGGUGGCGGAUAAUGGACUGAAUCCUGUCUGGCUUUUCAAGCAAUUUGUCUUUGAUAUCAAUAAUCCUGAGUUUGCCUUUUUGAAGUUCAUUGUGUAUGAUGAGGACAUGUUCAGUGAUCCCAACUUCCUGGCCCAAGCAACUUACCCAGUGAAAGGACUUAAAACAGGUUACAGAUCUGUGCCCCUGAAAAACAGCUACAGUGAGGAGUUAGAGCUGGCCUCUUUACUUGUUCACAUUGAGAUUGUAAAUGCAAAGGAGGAAGAUGACGAGAAUCUGUACUCAUCUAUCCAGCAACUACGUGAUCGGACAAGUGAGCUUUCUAGUCAGGUGUCAAGUUUUGAACGGAACAACAGCUGUGAUUCCCGCUACCAGCAACGUUUGGAUGAGUUACGUGUUGUGCAGGAUCAGCUUAUGGAGUUGACAGAAGCCCGCAACAAACGACUCAUAGAGAAGAAAAAGAGGGACAGACUACGGCAACAAAUGGUGAACAAGAGGAACUAAAGAUUCACAUGACUCUGGCAGCGCUGAAGCUGCAGAUCGCUAAGGUCUAUCGGUUUCCAUGGAAACCCUCUGCAGAUUCGGCCUACAUUCAGGCAGUCCUGGCAAGAUCCUUAAGAAGUCCAUUUAGCAUAUGGUGCAAGCUAGCCUAAGCUUUAUGGAGAUGAUUUCAGAGACGAAUGAUUCAGCUCUGUGCCUUUUUAACAUUUUUUUUAAUUUCCCUUUUCAACAUGUUACAUUUGCAGAUGACUGAUUAUUUUUUAAAAUGUGUCAAUAUUAAGGUCUUAUUGAGGAAAAAGUGCAUUCUCAUUAGAUUUGAAAGCACCACACAAUUCUCGGCAGAGUAAAGCUCAUGCAAGCAUGGUGAAGUGUGGUAAUAGUUUCUCUGCCUCAUUUGUUGAUUCAGCGCCGUACUGUCUAUACUUCUGUCUGGAGUUCUGUGUAUGACACAUUCUUUCAGUGUGUCACAUUUAAUUUCUAUAAUACUUUCCUCAUCAUGCAUUCUAGAAUAAUAUCCCUGUUUUGAAAUGCCAAGGGUGACCUGCCAGUAUACAAAAAAUGGUGAUUUAAUAUACCAAGGAACUAUGCAUAUACAGCUGAGGAUAUUGCUGUUAGUUAUCAUUUUCUUCACCGGGAGGAUUUGUUCCAAGCAUUAGAGCCUUUAGUCCUGGAAUAUCAGGGCACAGUCUGUACAGAAAAAAGUGACAGUUUUUUUGAAAGAAACUUUUCAACCUAUUGUUUUGCUAAGUAUCUCCCUUAUGGGAGCAUGUUUUUUUUUGUUUAUUCCAGUUAAAAGUUCACCCUCCCUAUCCUGCCAUCCACUAUUAUGGUCAUCAGGCUGGGGGUUGGUGGCAGGCUCCUUCCCUGCCACAGUUGGUGCUCUCAGACGGACUGCUGGGAGACGAGCAAGAAUGGAUUUUUUUUUAAAUAAAAUUUUAUUUUUCCAGGUUUCAACUGUACAAAAUGAAAAAGGGUUUGUAAUGCCCAGCACCCAGGUAAAACUGAGCACUAGCAAUCAUAAAUAACAAAUGUAAAGGAAACUAUGUAGCCCAGCAUUUAAGUUGACAUAAAAUUACAUGACUACAAUGAGAACAAGCAGACUCAAUAAACAAUGUUAAUACUU